ACAGAAUAAGAUCCAAGAACGAAGAAGAAUAAAAACAAAAAAUCCAGUCUUGAAAGGCCAUUAUUUUAUUGCCACUUAUCAUCCCUUCCAACCAGACUAUCAAGGAUGGCUCUAAAAAAUUGUUUCCAGUUGACCUCAGUUUGCAACACCAGAGCUAGUGUGCUUCAAAGCUACCAUCAUCAUCAUGUUUCUUCUGUUGACAAGAUCCAUUUCCAGACAUUUAAAGGGUUGAAAUUGAAUAAACCCAAUUUAUCCUUCACUGCUGAUAGAUGCCCAAAAUCCAGGCUUAUAUGUAAAGCCAGUGAGGCUGUUGCUCAAGUUGAAGUGGUGACAGAAGCAGACUGGGAAGAGCUUGUGGUUGGCAGUAAGACACCAGUUUUAGUGGAUUUUUGGGCACCAUGGUGCGGACCCUGUCGGGUGAUUGAACCAGUUAUAGCUGAAUUAGCCAAAGAAUAUGCUGGGAAGAUUGUUUGUUACAAGCUCAACACUGAUGACAGCCCAAAUAUUGCCACAAAAUUCGGUAUCAGGAGCAUCCCAACCGUGCUGUUCUUCAAAAAUGGAGAGAAGAAAGAGAGUAUCAUUGGUGCAGUGCCCAAAUCUACCUUGGCUGCCACUAUUGACAAAUAUGUUGAUGGCUGAACAUGAAACGAUAUCAAAGUUUCAUGUUCAUGCCAUACUAUGCCAGUUCUUUAUGUACCAUUCAUUCACAAUGACAUAUCUAUGAAUUUUCCUCUUUUAAAUA
Messenger RNA from Gossypium raimondii (Peruvian cotton), 742 nucleotides. RefSeq names its product thioredoxin M-type, chloroplastic. The record is from RefSeq and is a predicted model, not a curated record. The transcript is spliced from 2 exons. Gene Ontology annotation, molecular function: protein-disulfide reductase activity; oxidoreductase activity, acting on a sulfur group of donors, disulfide as acceptor. The coding region runs from base 106 to 639 and encodes 177 amino acids. NCBI's taxonomy places the organism in Eukaryota, Viridiplantae, Streptophyta, Magnoliopsida, Malvales, Malvaceae. Gene Ontology annotation, cellular component: cytoplasm.